Molecule: messenger RNA, 2166 nt
Organism: Rhinolophus ferrumequinum (greater horseshoe bat)
Lineage: Eukaryota; Metazoa; Chordata; Mammalia; Chiroptera; Rhinolophidae
Gene: CFAP410
Product: cilia and flagella associated protein 410
Exons: 7
Coding region: 97-867 (256 amino acids)
Biological process (GO): cytoskeleton organization
Molecular function (GO): protein binding
Source: RefSeq, a predicted model, not a curated record
CCCCCUGGAGACGCGCCGCCGAGGAGCGGAAAUUCUCCAGGAGAGCCGGCGGGUAGGGGGCCGUGCGGGGGUCUGGGGUCCCGGCGGCCCGCUGCCAUGAAGCUGACGCGGAAGAUGGUCCUGUCCCGGGCCAAGGCCUCGGAGCUGCACAGCGUGCGGAAACUCAACUGCUGGGGCAGCCGCCUCACAGACAUCUCCAUCUGCCGGGAAAUGCCCAGCCUGGAAGUGAUCACCCUCAGCGUCAACAGCGUGUCGACCCUGGAGCCCAUGAGCCGGUGCCGGCAGCUGAGCGAGCUGUACCUGCGGGGAAACCGCAUCUGCAGCCUGGCCGAGCUCUUGUACCUGAAGGACCUGCCGCACCUGCGUGUGCUGUGGCUGGCGGAGAACCCGUGCUGUGGCCCCGACCCCCACCUGUACCGCAUGACCGUGCUGCGCGUCCUGCCACAUCUGCACACGCUGGACAACCAGACUGUGACAGAGGAGGAGCUGUCCCGAGCAUUGAUGGAGGGAGAGGACAUCACGGCCCCCAGCAGAGAGGGCGUGGGGAAUGGCCGGCCUGAGUUGUCCUACACCCAGAGCACCGUGAAUGCCACUGCUGAGACCCAAAGGGACCUGCUGAGCUUCGGCGAGGAGGAGGCAAGCAGCAGCGUCCAGGGGCAGCUUUGCCUGAAGGCCCCGGGCCGGGACCAGUUUCCUUCCUUCUCACAGAGGGAGGCUGUGAACAGUCACAAGAACAGGAACAACGUCCUGGCUGCCAUCCUGCUGCUGCUGCAGGACCUGGACACCGAGGGGCUGGAGGCUGUGCACCAGACCGUGGUCAGCCGGCUACAGACCCUGCACAAGCAGGAGCUGCAGGACAUGGAGUGACCUGGCGGGGACCCCAAGCUGCCAGGCCCUCCUCGGGACCUAUGCUGAAGUCCCAGUGUCUUCCCGUGCACCGGGGAGGUGGAGGUGACUACCACAGACACAGCCUCCCCUGGACCCGGGCUGAGUCCCAGCAUGUGGGCUGCGUCUUCAGGAGGCCUCAGGCUGCCCCGAGCCGUCACUGUGGUCAGCAGUGGCUGUCGAGGCCAGCAGGGGUGUCGGGCGCUGGCUGGGCAGCCCCACUGCCGUGCCCGCCUGUCGCGGGAGGUGAGGCUUGAUGCAGGUCUCCCUAAUAAACCUUUCCCAAAGCUCCACCUGGGAGAGGUUUCCUGUGCCGGACAUGGCCUUGACCUUCUUUUUAAAGGUGAGAGCCAUUGCUCAUGCAUGUUUUCCCCGGUCAGGCCUCUGACUCGGCCGUGCGGUGAUUUCUGGACCACGGGAGCCUCCCAGAACCCUGGCUUACAGACACGGGCUCCCCCUCGGAGUCACAUCGGUGCACGCACAGCACAGCUGCCCGGGGGAUGCCUGUUUUGGCUGGCGGGUUGGAAGGCGCUCACCUGUUUAGGAGCCCGGCAGUGAUGCAGGGUGUGUUUGGGCGGACCCUGCAUGAGAAGCCUUGGAGGGACAGGCCUGCCGUGUCUGCUUGGGGACUCAGGUGCGGCCACAGGUGGAACAGCAGGAAACUUCCUCUGGGAAGAGUUGCAGGCCUUGCUGUGGUGCACAGGAUCCAGGCGGUGAUGCUGCAGCCCUGGGGGGCCUUCUGAGUACCCCCAAAAGCCAAGGAUGUCUCCACAUGGAAGGGGAGCAAUAUGAUCUCCCAGCCAUUAGGGAAAAGUCCCUUCUUACUGGUGUUGAAAUGAUGGGACUGGAGAGCUAGCCAGGAUGUCCUGUCCACCCCUUUCCCGUUGGGGCGAGAAUGCCCACAUCCCUGGGUGAGCUGAGGGUGUCAGCUUGUGGGACAGCCGCACAAACUGAAGGCAUGACUUAUCCACAGUGUAUGCAUGGCCAGAGCCAGUGACAGAGUGACAGCGCCUAGAAGACCACGGCCCUCCUUCACGGCGGAGCCGCCAUGGUGCAAGCUGUUUUCACACCAUUGAAGGGCGCUGCCCGCAGGGUUGGGGGAGCCUGGGAUUGCUGGGGGCUUUAUCUAUCGGGCUCUUUUGUAUUUCAUGGGGACAACGGGGUGAGCUCUGAGCUGUGGGAAGCAAAGGGGUGCUACAUGAGGGCACCCAGAAGGGCUGAGGGCCCAUGUCUUCCCAUAAUUAGGGAGGUUGGACAUUCUCAAUAAAGCUGUGCCUUGGU